CAUGGCUAUGACGUACCUUGACUCCGCUGUAGCUUAGCUCGCUUCGUGAUGAAUCUUCAUUUUGCGAACUUUGCACACAGUAAAGCUCAAGUCCAGCUCGGUAUUUCAGGGAAUAAGCGCUUUCCUCCCCUGCGGACGUUCCAGUACCGUCUACGCUGUGACGUCACAACGUCCCGGGUAGUUUCAAAAUGGAGGAGGGCAUGGAUUUAAAAAAGCCAGAGAAGAGGACGGAAGAGAAUGUGCAUUUGACAAGUUGAUCCACCCAACAGAUCAAAGGCCUUGAGCGUCUCUCAGCGCGUCGAUGAGUGAAGCACAAGCUGGAGUCCUGAGCAUCAGCGGUCCACAGCAACAGUGGAGGAUCGUUUCCACUAUGAACCGCGCUUUCAACAGGAAGAAAGACAAGUCGUGGAUGCACACCCCAGAGGCUCUGGCCAAGCACUACAUUCCCUACAAUGCCAAGUUCCUGGGAAACACGGAGGUGGAAGCCCCGAAAGGCACCGAAGUCGUGAAGGAUGCAGUGAGGAAGCUGAAGUUUCAGAGGCACAUCAAGAAGUCGGAGGGCCAGAAGAUUCCCAAAGUGGAGCUUCAGAUCUCCAUCUACGGAGUCAAGAUCCUGGACCCCAAAACCAAGGAUGUGCAGCAUAACUGUCAGCUGCACCGGAUAUCCUUCUGCGCCGACGACAAGACGGACAAACGGAUAUUCACCUUCAUCUGCAAAGACUCGGAGUCCAACAAACACCUCUGCUACGUGUUCGACAGUGAAAAAUGUGUACGUGCUUUUAGUUUUUUGUUUCCAAACCCUGGAGGCUGUGCGACGUUUCAGGUGAAUCGUGUCUUUCAGGCGGAGGAGAUCACCCUCACCAUCGGCCAGGCCUUCGACUUGGCCUACAAGAAGUUUCUGGAGUCUGGAGGGAAAGACGUGGAGACCAGGAAGCAGAUCGGCGGGCUGCAGAAGAGAAUUCAGGAACUGGAAACGGAAAACACUGAGCUGAAGAAACAACUGCAGGAGCUGGAGGAGCAGCUGAUGAUCGCUCAUGUGCCACCACCGCCGGAUGCGGCGGGCGAAUCCUUCCUGCUGCACAGGCCGUCCUCUCUCUUCUGGUUUCACAGCGUGUCGUCGCUGUCCUGUCUGGAGAUUUCCUCCGUCACGCUAACGCCCAUGAGCUCUCCGGACUCCAGCGUCUCCGCGGGGAUACUAACCCCUCCGCCUGCUAAACACGCUCCUCCUCUUCCUCCUCCUCUUCCUCCUAAAGCCGGCGAGGCCUGCAGCAUCCCGCGGCCUCGUGCGGGUAGCGUCUCGGUGAAGCUGCAGUCCACGGACGUUUUCGACAUGGUUCCCUUCUCCACGGUGACGCCGCUGGUUCCCAGCAGGGCCAGUAAUGGCUGCCCUCCGCCACCGCCGACCUCCCUGCCACCCGACAUGAGUAAAGAUUUGUUCGGAGCGGAGCCGUUUGACCCGUUCACCUGCGGCGCGGCCGACUUCCCUCCAGAUAUCCAGUCGAAGCUCGAUGAGAUGCAGCGGCAGAGAUGGAGGGGUUCAAAAUGGGACUGACCAUGGAGGGCACCGUCUUCUCUCUGGACCCGCUGGACAGCCGCUGCUGAUGCCAACAAAACUUUUAACUUCUUUGUAUGGAAAAAGUGCCAAUAUCCACUCCAUGGUUGAGAUGUCACAGCCGCCAUCUUGGGGUUUAUAUGCAUUUGCAUUUUGAUUGGUUUUUCAAUAUUUCAGCGUAAACUUCUGUUAAUGUAAAGAGCUAUUUUUGUAUGAACUGAGAAGAUUCUGGAAGGAGACGUUUUGCGUACCUUUGCUGUAAAUAGUCUGAGAUGUCCAAUGGUACACUCUGUGGCAGAGUUUUCAUAUCUGUGUGAAUUCUGUGUUGGUGACACAUUCCUGUUUCUAUGGAGAACAAAAGCUGACAAACAUUAAGUGUUCCAUUAACGCCAACCUUCAGCUUUACUGAAUGGUUUACCUCACAUUAUUCCUUUUUAUAUAGAUUAUUACUCCAGCCAUAACUUUUUAACCCAUUGACUCUUCCACUUGUUGGUUGUUUCUUUUUCUUUUUUUACAUUUUCCACUUUUAAUUUCCUCUCUGAACUCUGUAAUCAUUGUAUUUUCCGAGUCCAUACGGAAAUAUUUCUAUUAUUUACUUUUGGUUAUUUUGCAGUUAUUAAAGAAACUCUUUCUGGGGGAAAAACA
Gambusia affinis (western mosquitofish) is the source of this 2197-nucleotide messenger RNA. It is a transcript of the gene gulp1a, whose product is annotated as GULP PTB domain containing engulfment adaptor 1a. The transcript has 15 exons. Bases 302 to 1552 code for a protein of 416 amino acids. NCBI's taxonomy places the organism in Eukaryota, Metazoa, Chordata, Actinopteri, Cyprinodontiformes, Poeciliidae. The record is from RefSeq and is a predicted model, not a curated record.